AUGGCCCGCGGGAGCACCGACACGUCGUGGGACCACGAAUACAACACAAUCCGCCGUGAGAAGCUCUUCCGCAACCCUCCAACCGACCGCAGCGCCUACCCUGCCCUCCAACUGGCUGUCAACCCCCAUAUCGAGUCUUUCAACGCCCUCUUUCGGAACGACGGGAAGCCCAGCCUCCUCGACCAUGCGCUUUCCGAGAUCGGGACCAAGACAUUCUUGGAUGGGGACGAGAGAGCAGCGCCGGGGGGCAAGAACAAGCUGACAGUCCGGUACAAGAGUGUCACGCUCCAGAAAUCCCAGGUUCCGCUGUCCAACAAGUUCGCCAAGAGGCGCGAAAUCUUCCCAGCCGAAUGCAGGGAACGGCAUGUCUCGUACCGAGGCAAGCUCACGGCCGUUCUGGAGUAUCGCGUCAACGAUGGCGAACCACAAGAGUUUGUCCGAGAGCUGGGUCAGAUGCCCAUCAUGGUCAAGUCCAAUAAGUGCCACCUCGAGAACAAUCCCCCGGCGCUGCUUGUGCAAAGGAAAGAAGAGUCCGAGGAGCUAGGUGGAUACUUCAUCGUCAACGGCAUUGAAAAGAUCAUCCGUAUGCUCCUGGUCAACCGCAGGAACUUCCCGCUGGCUAUCGUCCGCCCGAGUUUCACAAACCGAGGUCCUUCAUAUACGCCGUACGGCAUCAUAGUACGAUCCGUCCGCCCAGAUGAGACCUCCCAGACCAAUGUGCUCCACUACCUCAACGAUGGCAAUGUCACGUUCCGCUUCUCUUGGAGGAAGAACGAGUAUCUCGUGCCCGUCAUGAUGAUUCUCAAGGCUCUGAUCGAGACGAACGAUCGCGAGAUUUUUGAGGGCUUGGUUGGGCCACCCGAUUCAAAAGGGAUCGAGAACACCUUCCUGACGGACCGGGUCGAACUACUCCUCCGCACCUACAAGACAUACGGUAUUUACAGCAAGACACAGACUCGCUCAUACCUGGGCGAGAAGUUUCGCGUGGUGCUCGGCGUGCCAGACACCAUGUCAGAUUACGAAGUCGGCACCGAGUUCCUCCGCAAGAUUGUCCUGGUCCACCUUGGGUGUGUCGACGUCACCGAGGAACAGGACCUUGACAAGUUCAAGUUACUGCUCUUCAUGUGUCGGAAACUCUAUGCGCUUGUCGCCGGGGACUGUGCCGUUGACAACCCUGAUGCGGUUCAGAACCAGGAGAUUCUGCUUGGCGGCUUCCUGUACGGCAUGGUGCUGAAGGAGCGCCUGGAUGAGCUGCUCUCGGUCGCACUUAGAGCAGCGCUGCGCGACUACUUGAGGCGAAACCCAACCGUUUCCUUCACAUCUGCCACGUUUGCCAGGGACUUUCCAAUUUCCAUUUUCAGGAGGACAAACGAGAACCUCGGCAAUGCACUGGAGUACUUCCUGUCGACCGGCAAUCUCCAGAGCCCCUCAGGUCUCGACCUGCAACAGGUCUCGGGUUUCACCGUCGUGGCCGAGAAACUGAACUUCCUGCGCUUCAUCAGCCACUUCCGCAUGGUCCAUCGUGGUAGCUUUUUUGCGCAACUGAAGACCACGACCGUCCGAAAAUUGCUGCCCGAGUCCUGGGGCUUCCUGUGCCCAGUGCAUACUCCCGAUGGUGCGCCGUGCGGCUUGUUGAACCACUUAGCCCACAAGUGCAAGAUCAUGACGGACUCGGUCGAUGUCUCGGCCGUUCCGGCAGCUGCGAUGGAAUUGGGCGUCAACGACUACUCAUCGGCCGCCACCAGCGAAAGUGUCGUAGUGAUGCUUGACGGCCGGAUCAUCGGCUGGUGCACCCCGCAGGCCUCCAAGGCGAUAGCCGACACUUUACGACACUGGAAGGUCCAGGGCGGCCAUGGCAUUCCGGUACAACUGGAGAUCGGCUAUGUCCCUCCAUCGAAGGGCGGGUCUUAUCCUGGCAUCUACAUGUCUUCGCGACCAGCCAGGAUGGUUCGGCCAGUCAAGUAUCUGUCUUUGGGCCAGGAAGACUUCGUUGGCCCGCAUGAGCAGCCAUACAUGUCGAUCGCGUGCACAGAAGGCGAAGUCAUACCCGGUGACUCGACACAUGUCGAAUUUGACCCUACCAAUAUCCUCUCUAUCCUGGCCAACAUGACGCCCUUUUCAGACUUCAACCAGUCACCUCGCAACAUGUACCAGUGUCAGAUGGGUAAGCAAACCAUGGGCACCCCGGGAACCGCGAUUCGGCAUCGAACAGACAACAAGAUGUACCGCCUUCAGACCGGCCAGACACCCAUCGUCCGCGCCCCGCUGCAUAACACAUACGGUUUCGACAACUUCCCCAACGGCAUGAACGCGGUGGUUGCCGUCAUCUCAUAUACGGGCUAUGACAUGGACGACGCCAUGAUCCUCAAUAAGUCGGCUCACGAGCGUGGUUUCGGCCAUGGGACGAUCUACAAGACCAAGAAGAUCAGCCUUAAGGAGGACACAAGGACGCGCACGUCCAAGACUAUCACCAAGAUGUUCGGCUUCGCACCCGGUAGUACCAUCCGGCCGUCAGUCCGAGAGGUGCUCGAUGGUGAUGGACUGCCCUACGUGGGACGCCUGGUCAGAGAAGGAGACAUCCUCUGCGCAUGGCACACCGUCUCAGCCGACUAUAGUGGGCAGCUGAUCAACCGGGAUGGCGUCACGCACUGGGAGCGGUACAAGGAGGCGGAGGACGCCUUCAUUGAGGAGGUGCGCGUGAUUGGCAGCGACUCGGGCAAUGAGCCACUGCAGACCGUCUCGAUCAAGCUCCGUAUCCCCAGGUCCCCCGUCAUUGGUGAUAAGUUUUCGUCUCGUCACGGACAGAAGGGUGUCUGCUCACAGAAGUGGCCCGCCAUUGACAUGCCCUUCUCCGAGACGGGGAUCCAGCCUGAUGUCAUUAUCAACCCACACGCUUUCCCGUCGCGCAUGACAAUCGGCAUGUUUGUCGAGUCAUUGGCGGGCAAGGCUGGUGCCCUUCACGGCCUGGCACAAGACUCGACGCCGUUCAAGUUCAACGAGGAGCACACGGCGGCCGACUACUUUGGACACCAGCUGAUGAAGGCCGGAUACAAUUACCACGGCAACGAGCCCAUGUAUUCGGGCAUCACGGGCGAGGAGUUUGCCUGUGACAUAUACAUCGGCGUCGUCUACUACCAGAGGCUGAGACACAUGGUGAACGACAAGUACCAGGUGCGUACCACUGGUCCUGUGGUGCCGACGACGGGCCAGCCCAUCAAGGGCCGCAAGAAGGGCGGCGGUAUUCGCGUGGGAGAAAUGGAGCGCGACGCUCUGCUAGCGCACGGAACGGCCUUCUUACUCCAGGACCGCCUGCUCAACUGCUCCGACUACACCAAGUCCUGGAUCUGCCGGGACUGCGGGUCUUUCCUCGCGGUGCAGCCGACAGUGUCUCCGUUUAUUGGCAAACGGAAGCAGGUUGGCACCGUCCGUUGCCGAAACUGCGCGAAGCGCCUGGACGAGAUUGAGGGCUUGGAUCUCAUGAACCUGAACGGCGAGAUCUGGGAAGACGGACAGGGGGUGCAGUGGAUAGGAGGCGAGAACACGACUUUGGUGGUGGUGCCCGGUGCGCUCAAGUUCCUGGACGUCGAGCUUGCGGCCAUGGGUGUGAAGCUGAAGUACCGGGUGGACACGAAGGACGCGAUCCGGCGCGGGCCCCUGAAGCCAGCGGCACCGAAGGCGCUGCUCAAUGUGGCAGCGGCGGCGUGA
Molecule: messenger RNA, 3705 nt
Organism: Parathielavia appendiculata
Lineage: Eukaryota; Fungi; Ascomycota; Sordariomycetes; Sordariales; Chaetomiaceae
Product: beta and beta-prime subunits of DNA dependent RNA-polymerase
Exons: 2
Coding region: 1-3705 (1234 amino acids)
Biological process (GO): DNA-templated transcription
Cellular component (GO): nucleus; RNA polymerase I complex
Molecular function (GO): ribonucleoside binding; DNA binding
Source: RefSeq, a predicted model, not a curated record